This is a messenger RNA of Austrofundulus limnaeus, 6924 nucleotides long. It is a transcript of the gene mast3b, whose product is annotated as microtubule associated serine/threonine kinase 3b. Gene Ontology annotation, molecular function: magnesium ion binding; protein binding; protein serine/threonine kinase activity. The record is from RefSeq and is a predicted model, not a curated record. Gene Ontology annotation, biological process: peptidyl-serine phosphorylation; intracellular signal transduction. Lineage: Eukaryota; Metazoa; Chordata; Actinopteri; Cyprinodontiformes; Rivulidae.
AUCAGUCGCUCCACUCCGCUGCGCCUUUGUUGCUUUUAUUACAGUCGAGCAACGCGCUUUUUUUUUUGUUUUUGUUUGGUUUUCUUUUUUGUUUGUUUGUAGAGAACUAUUCUAUAAGUAUUUCCGAGGAAAGCCGUCCUGCUGGUGAACGACAGCGGAUUUUAUUUUCAGUCUCGCGAUGAGCGGCUGGCAGCCGGCUGGGAGCGCGUGCCACGCCGCGCUCUGGUGAGUGCAUUUCCAAGCCUGCUGUUCUGCAACAACCAUGAAGUCCAGACGAGACAAACUGAAGAUCCCCUCCCUGACUUUAGACUGUCGCAGCAGCAACAGGAAGAGCCUCGGGGUCGGGACGCCCUCACCCACACUGUCCAGGCCACUCUCCCCGCUCUCACUCAGCACGGCUGUGAGCAGCCCUCUGGACAGCCCUCGCAAUGUGUCAGCCGGUGCCUGCCUCAACUUCCCAUUUGCUCGAAGCCACUUGGCUCGUGCGGACAGAGCCGAGGGCCGAAGGUGGUCUCUGGCUUCCCUCCCAUCGUCGGGCUAUGGAACCAAUCCUCCGAGUUCCACCGUCUCGUCCUCCUCGUCCUCCCAGGAGCGUCUUCACCAGCUUCCCUACCAGCCAACACAAGAUGAGCUGCACUUCCUUUUCAAGCACUUUCGCAGCACGGACAGCAUCACGGACGAGGACGGACGGCCCUCCACGGUCGUACGGCCUCGGUCCCGCAGCCUCAGUCCCGGCCGAUCCAGCGUCUCCUUUGAUAAUGAGAUAGUCAUGAUGAACCAUGUUUACAGAGAACGUUUUCCAAAGGCCACAGCUCAGAUGGAGGAGCGCUUGUUUGACAUCAUCACCCACUGCUCUCCAGACAGCUCCCUCCCGUUGGCCGACGGCGUGCUGGGCUUCAUCCAGCACCAGUUGGUCGAGCUGGUCAGAGACUGCCUGGACAAGUCCCAGAAAGGCCUGGUUACUUCCCGCUACUUUGCGGAGCUGCAGGAGAAGCUGGAGAAGCUGUUUCACGAGGCCUACGAACGCUCUGAAAGUGAGGAGGUAACGAUCAUCACCCAGCUGGUGCGCAAGAUCCUCAUUAUAAUCUCCCGACCAGCUCGUCUCCUUGAAUGCCUGGAGUUUGACCCAGAAGAGUUUUAUCAUCUACUUGAGGCGGCAGAGGGUCAUGCCAAAGUGGGCCAGGGGAUCAAGACCGACAUCCCRCGUUACAUCAUCAGCCAGCUCGGUCUGACUCGAGACCUACUGGAAGACAUGGUACAGCUUGAACAUGACGUCAGUCCUUCAGUGUCGGUGGAACCAGAUGCUGCYGUGGAGAACAAAGCCCCUCAGACCCUGACCCCUACUCGAAGGAAACCUCUUGAGAGUGAUUUUGAGACCAUCAAACUUAUUAGUAACGGAGCUUAUGGAGCGGUGUAUCUUGUUCGCCACAAAGAGACACGUCAGCGGUUUGCUAUGAAAAAGAUCAAUCGUCAGAACCUGGUGUUGAGGAACCAGAUCCAGCAGGCGUUUGUGGAGCGGGACAUCCUAACCUUUGCUGAGAACCCGUUUGUUGUUUCCAUGUUCUGCUCCUUCGAGACGCGACGCCACCUCUGCAUGGUCAUGGAGUACGUUGAAGGUGGAGAUUGUGCCAAUUUGUUAAAGAACAUGGGCCCGCUGCCUGUGGAAAUGUCAAGGAUGUAUUUUGCUGAAACAGUCCUGGCACUAGAGUAUCUUCACAACUAUGGCAUUGUUCACCGUGACCUCAAACCUGACAAUUUAUUGAUCACAUCUAUGGGUCAUAUUAAGCUGACAGACUUUGGUUUGUCUAAAAUCGGUUUGAUGAACAUGACCACAAACCUGUAUGAGGGUCACAUGGAAAAGGACACGAGAGAAUUUGUUGACAAGCAGGUGUGUGGUACUCCUGAAUACAUUGCCCCAGAGGUGAUCCUCAGACAGGGCUAUGGGAAGCCGGUGGACUGGUGGGCGAUGGGAAUCAUCCUCUAUGAAUUCCUGGUGGGCUGUGUUCCAUUUUUUGGAGACACUCCUGAGGAGCUAUUUGGACAAGUUGUUAGUGAUGAAAUCAUUUGGCCAGAAGGAGACGAUGCCUUGCCUGUCGAUGCCCAGGACCUCAUCACCCGGCUGCUGAGGCAGAGCCCUUUAGAACGACUGGGGACAGGUGGCGCCUCAGAGGUGAAGCAGCAUCCUUUCUUUCUGGGUUUGGACUGGAACGGACUCCUUCGGCAAAAAGCAGAAUUCAUUCCUCAGCUUGAAGCAGAGGAUGAUACCAGCUACUUUGACACUCGUUCCGAUCGCUACCAUCAUUUAGCAUCUGAUGAAGACGAAGAAACCAACGAUGACGAGUCGUCUUUGGAAAUCAGACAGUUUUCCUCCUGGUCGCAUCGCUUCAGCAAGGUUUACAGCAGCACAGAACAUCUGGCGACACCAUCCAACCUGAGCUUCUCGUCGGACCGCAGUCACAGUGAAGAAAAAGAGGACCGCGGGGACGCCGGAGGAUUCAACUGGUCUCUGAGUCCAGCCGAUGGCAGUCUGGAAGCCAGGCAUUCUGGACGCAUGGCCAGCCUUCGCCCUCGAACCUCCUCCAGUUCCUCCCAGUCCGAAAGGAGCACCAGUCCUUUGGUGAUGAGCAGCACCCACAGCCUGGAGACGAUGCCCCGCUUUGCCCUCUCCACUGAUGACGAAGCCGAAGUGGUGGUGUCAAACCUCAGGAGGAUCAGGAUUCGAAGCAACAGCACCGGAGCCAAACACUCGUCCCCCAAGGACCCGGCGGCCCCUCGACGCUUCGGCAACCAGCUGGAGACUCCAGACAGACAGAAGCUUCCCAGUGGAGGAAAAGUUCCCAAAUCAGCCUCCAUCUCUGCUCUGUCCCUCAUCAUCACAGCAGAUGAUUCGCCCAGCGGCCUCCAGCCCAGUCCCAUUUCCCCACGCUCGCUGUCUUCCAACCCCUCAUCUCGGGACUCGUCCCCUAACAGGGAUUUCUGUUUCAGCCCCGGCAGCCUGAAGCCUCCGAUCAUUAUUUACACCUCAGGGAAGAAGUAUGGCUUCACCCUGCAGGCCAUCAGGGUCUACAUGGGCGACAGUGAUGUCUACACUGUGCAUCACAUGGUGUCGAGUGUGGAGGACGGCAGCCCAGCUCACCAGGCAGGCCUCCGCACCGGAGACCUCAUCACACACGUGAACGGAGAGCCUGUUCAAGGACUCGUCCACCCAGAGCUGAUUGAACUGCUCCUCAAGAGUGGUAAUAAGGUGGCUCUUCAAACCAUCGCGCUUGAAAACACGUCAAUCAAAGUGGGUCCAGCUCGAAAGACCAAACAUAAAGGGAAGAUGGCCCGUCGCAGCAAGAGGAGCAAAAGGAGAGAUAAUUACGACAGGCGACGAACCAUCUUGAAGAAGCUCUCCAAGCAGAGCACAGUGAUUCACAGCAGUCGCAGCUUCUCGUCAGGUCUCCAUCAUUCUGUUUCCUCCAGUGAGAGCCUCCCCGGCUCCCCGACGCACAGCCUGUCCCCUGGCCCCUCCACGCCCUGCAGGAGUCCAGCACCGGAACAUCAGGGCUGUGACAACUCUCCUCAGAGCACGUCCCCCUGCUCCAGCUCUCCCAGUUCUCCAGCCACACACAUCCGGCCCAACUCGCUCCACGGCCUGGGCUCCAAACUGAACACRCAGCGCUUCGCCAAGGUGGGCCGCCGCAAGUCCACCAGCAACAUCCCCCCUUCACCUCUGGCCUGCAACUCCUCCUCCAACCAGCCGCUGUCCCCGCAGCGCUCGCCGUCUCCGCUUCCGGGCUUCGCCAAAAACCUCCACACCUUCCACGGCAAAACCUUAUCCCCCCCAACCAUCGUUCGGCACGUGGUCCGGCCUCGCAGCGCCGAGCCGCCUCGGUCUCCUUUGCUAAAGAGGGUGCAGUCAGCGGAGAAGCUUUCAGGCGUGUUUCACGCCGACAAGAAGUCCUACGCCCCCCGCAGGCACACGCUGGAAGUGCCGUUUUAUGGCGAGUGCGACCUGAUGGGCGAUGCCGAGGCAGAGGGGGCGUGUGGAGGGUUUUACAUCGCUGCGGACCACGGCAGACUGGGGGGCUACAUGAGCAACCAAAGGAUGCGAGACUCCGGGACCGAACGAUCCGAGCAGCUAGUCGUGAUGAGGAAGCUCAACCUGUCGGAGCGGCGAGACUCCUUCAAAAAGCAGGAGGCGGUGCAGGAGGUGAGCUUCGACGAGCCGGAGGAGAAGAGCAGCGGCGCAGUGACGGGAACCGCCGCAGCACCGGGAGCUCAAACGCAGCAGCUGCACAGGAAGCCCUGGACGAUCGCCCAGUCUCAGAGCCGGGAGGACGUGGAGCCGGAAGUACCGGCGGUGAGGAGGUUCACGCUGGUGCCUCAGAUCGCUGUUCAGGGCUCGACGGAGAGCGAGGAGCAGGACGAGUGGGAGCCGUGCUCGGACGGAGAGGAAUCCAACGAGAACCUGGAGCUGGAGSCGUCUUCGUCCUCGCAGCAACAACCCGAACCUCUCCCUGACCGCUCUCAGGCGGUUGGAUCUACUUCCUGCGGUCAUCAAAACGCUCCAGCAUCUCUGACUGCUGAGCGCAGCGAGGAGACGCUACGAAAAGAACACACAAGGAAGUGAACACAUCACUGAACACACACUGCACUCAUUUCAGCUGCUUACAUCUGAUCUAUGAAGCCUCUCGAUUGAAACAAAAUGAAGCUGAGUUGUUUCCAGUUCGACCCAGAUAAGUGCUCAAGUUGUGAACUUACAGACUUCUCUGGCUGAAAGUGUGGAACAAAGUUUUACUUGAAUUUUGUAAUGUAAAUAUUUUGCCUUUAGGCAGUGGAGACUCUCUGGUUAUAUUUAUAAUGUUUGUAAAGUAUGAUGCAUUUCUAACAAAGAGGGAAGUUCUCAUUGUUUGAGUAGCCAAGGUUUAAAGAUUUUGUAUUCAUCAAAUGUGGUUUUAUGUUUUUUGAAUGUCUUUUUUUCUUAAAGUCUAUUUUCUAUUGUAUUGCGGUGGUACAGACAAAAUGCUGGAAUGUUGUUGGACCAAAAGAAGCAAGAAAUGAUCUUAUGAGUCACGAUUUGGUCUUUUUUUUUUCCCUCCUCAGUAUCUGUUAGAUAUGAAUAACUGCAGUUGAAUUCGUCACUGUGUUGUUCUGUUUGUCAGCAUGGAACAAUCCCACUGAAACACCACUUUGAAAGGCAAUCAUAACAACGAGACGAAGGCGACUUGAAGGUUUUGAUGUGCCAUCAUUUCAGAGCUCAUAAUCCAUAUUUGAUGAUGGGACUGACAAGCUGACACAAAGUUUUUUUUUUUUUUUUCAAAGUGUCUCUUCUCAGCUGGUCGUCAUCUUUAAAAAAAAGAAUAAAGUUGUGGAUGUUGCUGAUUUUUUGAGGUCACUUGAACUCCGAUGCAUCGUUGCAACAAUUUGUUUAGGUGGAUUCAACUUUUUGGUUAUAGUUUUGCUUUCUUUUCUUACAGUGAGAACGCGUUCUGAACUUGCAACAUGUUUGUGUACUUUCUAAAGUCUUCAACAAACAAACAUACAAAUAAAACCUUAGUGUUUGCWGUAAUAUUUCUGUAAGAAAAACCACUUAAAUGAUCUGUGUUUUGGAGUCUUGUUUACAUCGGAGGGGAGAGUGCACUAUUUUGAUGUUCAGUAUAUUUUGUAUCUAAACGUGAUCGGCAAACUGGAAGCUGCACGUUUUUCUGUAAAUCCAAAGGCAAUCUUGGAACAAUUUUUUUGUGUGUGUCUCUUUUGUACAAAUACUGAUGUAUAUUUUAGUAUCCAGUCUUUGUACCCAAAUAUGUUUGAGAAAAUUAUGUAUGCACAAAGACAAAUCGUGGAAUCAGGAUUUUUGAUAAUACUGACUUUAAGGAGUGUUUUUUUUCUCCCCAUUGUUUUUCAAUAAACUGUCAGGUUAGGAUUGAUCCACACAGGUUUCAUGUACAGGACGUUUUACCUGUAAAAAGCUGAGGGUGGUUUUAUUAAUUUUGUACCAUGUCUCCUUGUCUUGUGUUUAUAAAGCGUCAGAACUGAUCAUGUGUUACUCAAACUCCUUUUCCUCUCCUGAAAAGUCUUUAAACCUUGCAAUGACGUCCCACACAGUGCUGUUAUUGUUGGUGGACAGAGCACUCAACGGCUCAGUAAUUUCUGCAGCCUGACAGMAUUGUUUACAAUGAACAAACAUGCAGUGUACUGUACAAACACUUUAUAUCACGUGAUGAAAUGUUCUUUGAUACCAAGAAAGAAAGAAAAAACGCAACUGACGUUGAAUAGCUGUUUUGUUUUUGUUUCWAAGUACUUGUUCUUGAAGAGUAAUUUAGUACCAAACUAUGAAAUGUUUUUGUAAGUUUUACAAGCGCGUUGGAAAAAAAAAACAUUGCUGGCCUUUAGUCGCCUGUUUUUUAAGAAAAUAUACAGACUCGUAACUGAUUAAACCAAACAAGAAAUUAUAGACAAAUUGAGUCACUCAGCUAAAGCAGAAGCCUAAAUUAUUGACUCAGUUUGCACUAACACGUAAAAAAAUAAAUAAAUUGUAUCAGGUGCAAAAAUAAGACAGGAAGAAYGAUGUAGCGAACUGAAUAACAGUUGCAAAAAAAAACCUGCUCUCUAAAAUUGAGAGAUGCGACUAAAUUUGUCAAUUGAAUUUCAAAAUGUUUUUUUUAAUAAAUAGCUAGAACUUUCAUGUGAAUGUUAAACRUACUCCACCAGGCCCAGGCGGUGUGCUGCAGCCUUUAGGGCCAGCGGAGGUCAGCUGUUCAACAAAGUACCAGAUGGAGCUGUUGUACAUGUGCCCGUGUUCACCUGUGGACUCUUCUGUUCAGUGCAUGCUGCAUGAAACAAGCACUCGGCUGUAAUACUUGACUGCAUGGUAUACUGGCAUUGUUGCCCUGUACUGUGUUUUAUUGUGCAAAGAAUAAACUUUGUAUUUCUCUUUGA